This is a messenger RNA of Salvelinus sp. IW2-2015, 2881 nucleotides long. The record is from RefSeq and is a predicted model, not a curated record. Lineage: Eukaryota; Metazoa; Chordata; Actinopteri; Salmoniformes; Salmonidae.
AUGAGGUCGUCCCUCAACCCACAUACAUCAGUAUCAAGGAAGUGGAGUCUGGCUCCACAGCAGCCCAAGACGGACCACCCCACAGCCUCCACCCAGACCAUACCACCACCACCACCCCAAGAGGACGGACCACCCCACAGCCUCCACCCCAGACCAUACCACCACCACCACCCAGAGACGGACCACCCCACAGCCUCCACCCCAGACCAUAACCACCACCACCCCAGAAACGGACCACCCCACAGCCUCCACCCAGACCAUACCACCACCACCACCCCAGAGACGGACCACCCCACAGCCCCCAGCCCCCCAGCCCAGCCAGGUCCCUCCGUCACAGGAACAGCAUCAGGAGAGGUGGCGGCUGAGGAGCCACAGCAGGAGAUUGUGGGCCGUUUAGACCUCACAGAGACAGAGGAGGACACGCCCACUGGAGGGGACGAGAUGGAGGACAGUAGGUCAGUGGCGGAGUCUCAGGCUGCCCAUCAAAUGACACCGCUGGCUCCGAGUGGCCCCUUGAGCAGGCCUAGUAGGAGACCCAGAGGAUUUCUUUCUUUCAUGUCCAAUAAGACCAGCACCACUGCAGCUGCCCCCURUGCCCCUCCUCGAGGGCCCAGAGCAGCCCCUCAGAGGCCCCAGGUCAACACCACCCGGCCAGGGGGGAAACGGGCGGCGCCAGCCCCCUCCACCACCAGAACCAUGCCUGCCCCCUCCACCAGAAACACCACCAUUAGUUCCACCAGAACGGUCACUAAGCCAGACAGUUCCCCCAGGGUGACCUGGGAACAGCCCUCUGAUGUCCAGGCCUUCCACUCAGACCCAGAUCCCAGUACUUCCCAAUGUACUACAAGCUACCAAGCCUUCUCAGGUGCCAGCCACCCAGCCCAGUACGUCUCCCUGUGUAGACAGCUGUUCAGCAGGCGAGGAACCCCUCAACGUGUCCCAGUACUUCUUCACUGAGGUUGAGGAAAGUGAGGGAUGAAAGGAGGAGUAAGUGAAAGGAGAACAGGAAGGCACUCUCGGUUUGAAUCAAACUGGAAAACAAAAUGUUAAGAAAUCCUUGAAAGAUUGUGCUUGAGAAAAAUCAGGGUUCUUUGCAUGUAUGUUUGUGUAGGUAGCAGUAAAAUGACGUCUCUGCUUGUGGUUAUGCUGUUUCAUGCUUGCAGUGAAUAGAUUUGGCCACAAGAUGGCAACAGAGAAAACAAACAAGUGAAAAUGUAUCUUCAAAUCAUAAAUGUUUUGUCCAAACUGGCACCUAGAAGCUUUGCCAAUGUCCCAUAUUGGAUGAUUACAUUUUGGGCUCUUUCACCCCAAUCAUAUCUUCUAGCCUUUUGGGUAAUCUAUAUAUUCUAAAAUAUAUUUAUUUGGUUAUAUUUUUUCAAACUAAGCUAGACAUUCAUGGUCAUUUUUCUCCAUCUGCAUACAAGCAGAAUAGUUGAAAUCAGUGUUAACUCACUCUUCUACAUCGGAGAGUUUGGCAGUUUACUCAGGGACUUUCACAUUCAGAUUUGUGUUUUUAUUUGAAGCAUUGUUUACGUUUAAAUCGGAAACCAUUGUCUUAAAAUGAGCAUUGUAUAUAUGUUUAUUUUAAUGUUGAUCAGAUAUACUGGAAGGGGUGUAUUCCCUGAACAUUUAUAGUUUUUCUUUCUUGGUGUAUGAACKAGACCCAGCUUGAGGGACACCACAGCGAUGUCAACACUUGUUUCUUUAUUUCAUGCUACCUGAAGAUACAGGAAAUAUAUUUUCAAAUGGCUCUGCACAGAAACCUCUCAUUUAAUACAUGUACAAGUGACAAACUCACAGAAACCGUACACAGAUCAUGAGUCCAAUUUCAAGGAUUUAUUAUGUUCUGCAGCCACUGUUCAAACUAACGUAGCUGUUAUGUAGCUCAUGUGAAUACAAUUUUAUACGUUAAUGUCUCCUUUAGUGUUAUGUCUUGCUACAUUAUAGAAAACUGAGUAUAGAAAAGUAAAAGAAAUGUAUAAGAAUGGUCAGAGGGUACUUGAAACUGGACUAGUGUAGAACAGUCCUGCUGCACACUAAACACUGCUUCUUGCAGACCACCUAUGCAGAACCUUACUUCACUAAGAAAUAUGUUAUGAAGUUUUUCCCAAAAUAUUGUGCUGUUAUUUUGGAGAAGAUAGCAUGGAUAUCAUCUUAGUUAGUCUCAACCGAAAUUAAAAGGACAGAUGAUCUCAAAAGCCUUAAAAGUGCAAUGAAAACUUCAGCAUUUGAGUGUAGUCUUUUUUUGUUGUUGCUGUGUGUCGGGGGGAUGGGGGAGGAAUGUGCAGAUGUUUAAUUUCCAAGCAGCAUAGAGAGGCAGUGAGAUCGAAGAGACGAGGCUGCAUGUUACUAGGUGACCUCACUACAUAAAUAUUCUACCCUCUCACAGUCAGCCCUUGUGCAGUGCCACUCUUCUUUUGGUCCAUGUUGAAUAGAUGUAAAGGAAUUCAGAUUUAUAGAACCUAUGCUUUUAAAUUAAUCAGGGGUUUUCCAACAGUUUCUGUUCUGCCUUAAAGAUGUGAAAUAAUCACUACAUGGGAGGUAUUACUUGCCAGUCAAUGUUUUAAGCCAGUAUGAACUCAUCAUUAGUAAUGUCUGUCUCUGAUUAUGAACAUGCAAUGGUAGAUUGUCAUAAACGUUUUUGAGGAUAACUCCGAACCACUAAUUGUGGCGAUAAACUGGAUACUGUAAUCUGUAAUCAGGAACCAAUUAAGUCAAAAUAUAGGGAAUAAUUGAAGUGCAUUAUCCUCCAGGGAAGAAGUGGUAGAGCUUCCGUUGGUAGUGGACGUUCAAGGGAAUCCACAUCCAGGGUCCAGUCUGGGUGAAUUACACAGGUGUAUUUGAUUUGUACUCGUGGGUCCUGCAUACCAUAGGGCGGUGC